This is a messenger RNA of Rhodamnia argentea, 906 nucleotides long. RefSeq lists its product as uncharacterized. The transcript has a single exon. Bases 1 to 906 code for a protein of 301 amino acids. The record is from RefSeq and is a predicted model, not a curated record. Lineage: Eukaryota; Viridiplantae; Streptophyta; Magnoliopsida; Myrtales; Myrtaceae.
AUGAGGAGCGUGGCGACUUGCUACAGCGAGCAUGCCAUCAAAGUAUCCGACUCCUACUGUUCAGGGCCUUCGAACCGGUCCUGUUUGUCGCCAGCUUCGGCCCCCUCGAUGCCGAAUGCCGUCACUUGCAUCUACAGAUCGAGGCUCUCCAAUCAGAGGCAUCUCCUGAUCACGAUCACAUGGUGCAACAAUUUCUUAGGUCAAGGCCUGGCCAUAAGCAUCGCGGACGACAAGUCUUCGCCUCCCAAGUGUAGAGCGAAUUCCCGGCAAUUGCAGAAGAGGAAAGGCACGAAGAGCUUCCAAUCUGGGAAUUUGAGGAUCGAAGUUUUCUGGGAUCUUCUCUCUGCUCAGUUCGAUAGCGGGCCAGAGCCGGUCCACGGGUUUUAUGUCGCUGUUUUGGUCGACUCGGAAUUGGGUCUGCUUCUUGGGGACAUGGAUGAGGAAACGGAUGUGAUCAGAUUGAGAACCGGGCUCCCCCGCGCGAAAUUCUCAUUGGUUUCUCGGACCGCCCAUUUCUCAGGCAAUUCGGCCUUCUCGGCAAAGGCUCAGUUUAGCAGCUCGGGGACGAGCCACGACAUCUUGAUCGAGUACGCUUGCGAGCAAGAUUCGCGGAAUCCGGUAUUGUCUGUGACGGUGGACAAGAAGAAAAUUUUCCAGGUGAAGAGAUUGAGGUGGAAUUUUCGUGGGAACCAGACGAUGUUUGUGGACGGGGUGCUGGUGGACAUGAUGUGGGAUGUGCACGACUGGUUUUUCGACCCCAGAAACGGGUACGCGGUGUUCAUGUUCAGGACUAGGAGCGGACUGGACAACAGGUUGUGGUUGGAAGAGAAGAAGUUGGAUAUGGAGAAAGAGCAGGACAAUGUUGGGUUCUGCCUCCUGAUCUGUGCUUGUAAGAAUCCUAAUUGA